CUACCAUUGUGAUCUCCGCCAACAUUAACAAUAGCAAAGCUUUCAGCUUAUUUGAUAUAGAACAAUAAAUCAUACAUUUGGCAUGCACAGUCUGCGCCUUGCUCCUCCCGCUAAUUCCAACUCGUCCUUCACAAUGUCCGCUGCCUCUACCGCUCUCCCUUCUUCCUUUUCUUCGUUUCACUCCAAUGGACCUCUUCCUUCUCGAUGCUUCCGCUUCAACAACCCUUGUCGAUCCAGGGUUUUCAUGAGCGUCUCCGUUGGUUCCCAAAAUGUUGUAGACGACACCUUGUUUGCUGAUUACAGGCCCACCUCCGCCUUCCUCUUUCCCGGCCAGGGUGCUCAAGCAGUUGGAAUGGUAAAAGAAGGGCAGAAUGUGCCAGCUGCUGCAGAAUUGUACAAGAAGGCAAAUAAUAUAUCAGGGUACACAGAAAUUUGAUGGUCAAAUACUACACUCAACUUGCGAUUUAGUG
Molecule: messenger RNA, 470 nt
Organism: Hibiscus syriacus
Lineage: Eukaryota; Viridiplantae; Streptophyta; Magnoliopsida; Malvales; Malvaceae
Exons: 2
Coding region: 83-436 (117 amino acids)
Molecular function (GO): transferase activity
Source: RefSeq, a predicted model, not a curated record